AAAUAACGUAACGGAAAAAGAAAAUUCAAUCUUUUCCAUUACCAUGUUGCAAAAAUGUGUGCAAAAAUAAUGAAAAUUAUCUUGAGUGUUAUCAAAGCAAAACAACGGAAUAACCACAUUCGUAUGUUAUUCACUCAAUCAGUAUCACAGUUCAGUUGCAAACGCUAUUCGAUUAGGAUGGAAGCGCGGAUACUUUUUGUCGUGACGAUCAUCAGUGCUGUUAUUGGCCUAUCUUCGGCACAGAAGUUUCCCAGAAAGUGUAGUUCGGACCGGGAAUGCGUAUCGUUCACUGAGUGCAUGGACUACCAAGAAUUCCACAAAGUGUCAGCGAAGGAAUGGCCAAGGACGACACAGACUGAAGUUAGAAAUCUGUUUUGCGAUGUGAAACAGUCUUCUUUCAGCAAGGUGUACUUCAUCUGCUGCCCAAAAUCGGGACGCCGCUUGCUGGACAUGGAAAAUUGCGGCAAGCAAGUUACACCUCGUAUAGCCCAUGGAAAGGAAGCCACGAUAUUCCAGUUCCCGUGGAUGGCCUUACUCAGGGGAUCCGAUGGCACAUUCCAUUGCGGAGGUACUCUGAUUGCGGACCGUUACGUCCUCACCGCAACGCAUUGCAGACGCAAAUCUGUCUAUUCCGUACGUCUAGGAGAAACGGAUCUGUCGACAGCAAUCGACUGCAUAAAGUAUGUUGACGGAGAAGAAGAAUGCGCUGAUCCUCCACAGGAUAUCCUAGCGCAGAAAUUUAUCCAUCAUCCCAAGUAUAGUGUCAGCCACAAAAAGAAUGACAUUGCUUUGGUUAGGCUGGCAAGUGCAGCAAAAAUGAAUGACAAUGUACGGCCCAUCUGUCUGCCACUGCCGGAAGUAUUAAGCAGCCUUCCCCAAGCACGGAUGCUGGUAUCUGGGUGGGGCUUUACCGAAAAUGAAACGCGUUCGGAUCAACUGCGAUUUGCCUACGUACCGAUUGUAGAUCUUGAGCAGUGCAACGAAUUCCUGGAACCCGUACAGUUGACCGUGGAUGAGAGUCAGGUUUGCGCCGGUGCCGGAAUCGACAGGGCAGACAACUGCCAGGGGGAUUCCGGUGGUCCUCUGAAGUAUUUCGGAAAUGGAAGGUACGUGAUACAUGGGGUUGUCUCGUAUGGACAGGCAACCUGUGGAGUGGAAACUGAGCCGGCAAUCUACGCAAGAGUUCAAAAUUAUUUGGAUUGGAUCAUGGAAAACUUGAAAUAAAUACGUACAAAACCAAACUGGUAAUCCUUCAGUAAUUUGUUUUAGUUGUUUUUAGGUAUCUCAGUUGAUUUCUAACCAAUUGAGACAAGUUACAGAAAACCAAUUUACAUGUGCGAAGUUAUUUGGGAAUUU
Molecule: messenger RNA, 1356 nt
Organism: Aedes albopictus (Asian tiger mosquito)
Lineage: Eukaryota; Metazoa; Arthropoda; Insecta; Diptera; Culicidae
Product: phenoloxidase-activating factor 3
Exons: 4
Coding region: 55-1224 (389 amino acids)
Biological process (GO): proteolysis
Molecular function (GO): serine-type endopeptidase activity
Source: RefSeq, a predicted model, not a curated record